Messenger RNA from Neurospora tetrasperma FGSC 2508, 1314 nucleotides. RefSeq lists its product as uncharacterized. The record is from RefSeq and is a predicted model, not a curated record. The coding region runs from base 1 to 1161 and encodes 386 amino acids. Gene Ontology annotation, cellular component: membrane. Lineage: Eukaryota; Fungi; Ascomycota; Sordariomycetes; Sordariales; Sordariaceae. The transcript has a single exon. Gene Ontology annotation, molecular function: malate transmembrane transporter activity. Gene Ontology annotation, biological process: malate transmembrane transport.
AUGCAAAAAGGCCAUCACCACGUAGACCCCUACGACCCUUCCCGCCCAAAGCUACCACUCAAAGCGCGGCUAAAACACUUCACCUGGGCCUGGUACACCCUCUGCAUGUCCACCGGCGGUCUCUCCCUCUUGAUCGCCGCGCAACCACACACCUUCCCCGGCCUGCGCCAGAUCGGCAUGACAGUAUACAUCAUCAACAUCAUCAUCUUCGUCCUCCUGACCUCCCUCCAAAUCACGCGCUUCAUGCUCCACGCCGGCUCCUUCAAAGCCAGCCUCACGCAUCCGCGCGAAGGCUUCUUCUUCCCCACCUUCUUCCUCAGCAUCGCCACUUUGAUCACCUCCACCCAAAAAUACGGCACCCCUCCCGACAGUGAACCAAGCCAGGACCUCGUCUGGGUUUUGCACAUUGCCUUCUGGAUCUACCUCAUCCUCGCCACCGCCGUCGCCAUAGGGCAAUACUCCUUCCUCUUCAGCCAAAAACGCUCCUUCUCCCUAGCCACCAUGAUGCCCACUUGGAUCCUGCCCAUCUUCCCCAUCAUGCUCUCGGGAACCAUCGCAGCCGUCAUCUCCCCCUUCCAACCCCCUCACCGCGCCAUCGUCGUCAUCUGCGCCGGCCUAACCUGCCAAGGUCUAGGCGCCGCCGUGGCAUUCAUGAUGUACGCCCACAUGGUCGGCCGUCUCAUGUCCGUCGGCCUUCCCGACCGCGAACACCGUCCCGGUCUCUUCAUGUGCGUUGGCCCGCCCUCCUUCACUGCGCUAGCAUUCAUCGGCAUGGCGCAGGGACUUCCGCGGGACUUUGAUCACGACAUGGACGGGUUCAUCGACGCAGGCAUGAUUCGCACCAUGGCUGUCAUUGGCGCCGUGUUUCUCUGGGCGCUAGCUUUCUGGUGGUUCUUUAUUGGUGUUUUGGCUGUGUUGGCGAGCAGACCGAAAUAUUUCCAUUUGGGGUGGUGGGCGAGUGUGUUUCCCAAUACGGGAUUCACGUUGGCGACGAUUAGUAUUGGGAAUGCGUUCAAGAGCGAUGCGGUGCUGUGGGUGGGGACGGGCAUGAGUUUGUGUUUGUUGGGGACGUAUUUGUUUGUGUUGGGGAACCAUGUGCGGGCGGUGGUGGUGCAGGAUAUUUGUUAUCCGGGGAGGGAUGAGGAUGUGGAGGAUCAUUAGAUGGUCAGUUUGUUUUGUUGUUUUGUUUUGGUUUCUUGGGAUUUUGAAUACUGGCAAGCGACAAGUAUGCUUCGUUCUGUGAUUUAGAUUUUAUUUGUGUUGGUGUUAAAAGGUGGCCGGGCGGCAAGCGAUGUUUGGCGAUCAACUUUUUUU